UCAGUUAAUUUGGAAAACUCUGCUAAACUGAAAUUGGUUCCAUUUUGAACUUUUUAGUGUCACAGAAUCAAUAUGUCAGUUUGCAAAUCGUUUCUCUAAAAUUUUCCUCCACUUCUUUUUAUACUCGGUUUCUUCAGAAGCUAAAUUGUGAACUUAAAUUUUUUAGGCGUCUCUUAGGAUUCUUAAAGCAAAAUGCCUCGAUUUGCUGCUGCUGGUAGCAGCGGCGGUGAUGAUAAAGCCUUAACAACUGCUGAUGGUCAAUCGCAGAUAAUCCAGGUUUGCGUGAAGAGUCAGGAUGGGAAUAAGGUGGUCUAUAACAUUAAGCGCAAUGCGAAGUUAAUCAAACUGAUGCAUGCUUACUGCAGAAAGAAGCAAUUGGAUAUUCAUACUGUGCGUUUUAUUUAUGAAGGUCAUCGCGUUCCUGGGAAAUACACGUCAGAUGAGCUAAAUUUGGAAGAUGGUGCUGAAAUUUGUUGCAUGUUUCACCAAUCGGGAGGUGGCGUCUGUAGUAUGCCAAAGAUUACUUCGGCUUUUAUAUGAACGAUGCCUAAUAGAUUUAAUUACCAUGUCGAAUAUGUAAGUGAAACUAUUCAGCAGGUUUCUAUAUUACAGAUUUGCGAGUCAAUAUAUUAGUCCUUGAAUUUGUGUGUAUCUAACUUUGAAGC
Gossypium raimondii (Peruvian cotton) is the source of this 665-nucleotide messenger RNA. RefSeq names its product small ubiquitin-related modifier 1. The coding region runs from base 193 to 540 and encodes 115 amino acids. Gene Ontology annotation, biological process: protein sumoylation. Gene Ontology annotation, cellular component: nucleus. Lineage: Eukaryota; Viridiplantae; Streptophyta; Magnoliopsida; Malvales; Malvaceae. The record is from RefSeq and is a predicted model, not a curated record. The transcript has 3 exons. Gene Ontology annotation, molecular function: ubiquitin-like protein ligase binding; protein tag activity.